This is a messenger RNA of Haemonchus placei, 378 nucleotides long. The record is from the annotation of a GenBank genome assembly. Lineage: Eukaryota; Metazoa; Nematoda; Chromadorea; Rhabditida; Trichostrongylidae.
AUCUACGGAAGAAAAAGUUUAGUAUCAAGAAGAUACCAUGCUGAUAUAUACUUUUCAAAAUUGAAGUGCGUAUCUACGUUUACAGCCUACAAUUUCGAGAAGUCCAAAUGGGAGGAGCGCAUUUUGCCCACAGAACCAAGAGAUUAUUUUGGCCAGAAGGGUUUUGUUCUUGGUCUCUCCAGUGAUUCUACAUAUCUAGUUGUGAUGCAAACCGGUCCUAGGAAAUCCACUGCAGUUAUUUAUUUCCUCCUACUCUCUCCAAAACUUGCAAUUCACAAGAAUCAUAUAAUUAUACGGGAUUACACUCCGCUGACGGGGUUGCGAGUUUAUUUCCAUCCCUGCAGCCGUUUCGUGUGUGCAUUUGUGUAUAAUGAGUAA